Molecule: messenger RNA, 2222 nt
Organism: Caenorhabditis angaria
Lineage: Eukaryota; Metazoa; Nematoda; Chromadorea; Rhabditida; Rhabditidae
Source: the annotation of a GenBank genome assembly
AUGCUGAAAUUUUUGAUUUUCCUAUUUCUCGUCGUAAAUUGCGAAUCGCAAUUGGGAAAUCAGCGAAAUCGCGAGAUUUUGUGCAAUUUGUGCCAAGCGAAAUUGGAGCACAUUUCCAGAAAAAUCGAAGCGAUCGGACACGUUUUGAAUGCCACGUUGGCACCGUUGGUUGAGGUAUUUAGGGCCCUAAAGCCCUUAGAAGCCUUGGGAAGCCCUCUAAAGCCCCCCUAAAGCCCUCUAAAGCCCUCUGGAGCCUUCUAAAGCCUUCUAAAGCCCCCUAAAGCCCCCUAAAGCCCCCAAACCCCAUUUUCAGCCAAAUAUCACUUUCAGCUCGGCUGUCAAGAUCCGCCAGAACUUGAAAUUCUCCAACUCCCAUGUCUGGUGGCUCAAAACAUCGUGCUGAAGCAGAUCCCGGAAUUUCUGAGCAAUUUGACCCAGAAUUUCGAGCCCUCGAAAAUUUGCAAUUCUUUAUUGGGCUGCUCCGAGGAGCCAGAUGCAAAGUCGUAAAAUUUUUAAUUUCAAAAAAAAUUUUUUUUAUUGUGGAAAUAAAUUAUUUAUAUGUUUGCGUGUUUUUUGAUGAGCUGGGGGGAGAUUGACGCAUUUUUUGUAGGUUGGAAUUUUGCUGACGUCUUUUCGGUAGCUUAGAAUUCUGCUGACGCAUUUCUAGUAGCUUGGAAUUUUGCUGACGCUUUUCUACCAGCCUAGAAUUUUACUGGUGCAUUUCUAGCAGCCUAGAAUCUCGCUGACGCUUUUCUAGAAGCCUAGAAUUUCGCUGACGCAUUUCUAGCAGCCUGGAAUUAUGCUGACGCAUUUCUAGAAGCUUAGAAUUUCACUGACGCAUUUCUAGAAGGCUAGAACUUUGCUGACGCAUUUCUAGAAGCUCAGAAUUUCGCUGACGCAUUUCCAGUAGCCUAGAAUUUUGCUGACGCUUUUCUAGUAGCCUGGAAUUAUGCUGACGCUUUUCUAGUAGCUUGGAAUUUUGCUGACGCAUUUCUAGUAGCCUAGAAUUUUGCUGACGCAUUUCCAGUGGCUCAGAAUUUCGCUGACGCUUUUCUAGUAGCCUAGAAUUUCACUGACGCAUCUCUGGUAGUUAAAAAAAACAGUUUUUAGUUCCUUGUGACGUCAAAAAAAGUACAAAAACAAAAAACAUACCAAUUUUUUUUUGUUUUUUUUUUUUCAAAUUUUUUUUUUCAAGUUGAUAACAAUUUUUGAGUGAUAUAAAUCUUCUUGUUUUUCGAAUUUUGUUGCUCAAAAAUUUUUUUUUGAAAUUUUAAAAUUUCAAAAAAAAUGUACAGUACUACUGUUCCGCUAGUCAUUCUACUGGCCCAUUUUUCGUUGGUCGGAGGUUACGGUGUGAUUUGGAAGGUGCGUUGGGCCUAGAGCCUUUUUAGGGCCCUCAGAAGCCUUGGAAAGCCCCUAAAGCCCCCUAAAGCCCCCUAAAGCCCUUUAAAGCCGAAAAUCCACGUGGCAAAUAGUAUUUGAAAAAUUUCUGAAACACUUUUUUUGAACCUAAAUUUCAAAAAUUUCAAAAAUCCACGUGGCAAAUUUUUUUCCGAAAUUCUCAAAUUUUAAUUUCAAAAAAUUUGAUACCAAACAAGCCUAGGGUUACUGUAGAAAAAUUCACGUGGCAAAUUUAAUUUGGAAAUUUCAGAAAAUUUUCAGUAAAAAAAAAUCCACGUGGCAAACAAUUUUUGGCAAAUUUUAGAGAAAUUUGAAUUUUCACAAUCUUGAAUUUUUGAAAAAUUUGAAAAAUCCACGUGGCAGGGGUACUGUAGGAAAAUCCACUUUUUCCUAAGCUUUUUAAGGCCUUCUGAAGCUUUCUGGAAGCUUCUGGAGCCUUCUGAAGGCCUUCUGGAAGCCUUCUGAAGCCUUCUAAGACCUUCUGAAGCCUUCUAAAGCCUUCUAAGAGCCCCCUGAAGCCCCCUGAAGCCCUCCAAAGCCUCAAAAAUCAAUUCCAGGACGAUACAAAUCCCAUGUGUGGCCCAUGUCAACUCGGCGUCGGUUUCGUCGAAUCGCAGCUCAAAAAAUUUGAGGGUGCCACCAAAAAAGAUCUGAGCGAUUUCGCCAAAUCCGUAUGCGCCAAGGCCCCAAAAAUCGAUAUUUUUACCGUACUCUGCACUACGGUUCGUGAUGAUUUGAUUGAUGUUGUGAUCAAAAUCAUCGAAGGAGUCGAGACACAAAUUGAUGCAAAUCAUACUUGUCGAGCUAUUGGGGUUUGUUAG